Messenger RNA from Dentiscutata heterogama, 1235 nucleotides. NCBI's taxonomy places the organism in Eukaryota, Fungi, Glomeromycota, Glomeromycetes, Diversisporales, Gigasporaceae. The record is from the annotation of a GenBank genome assembly.
UUGAAGAUUCUGAGGAUUUACCUCCGACUUGUUUAUUUUCUACACUUGUUCAAACUUAUAAAGAUACUAAACAAUUAAUUGAAUGUGAAACUAAAGAACGUCAAAAAAUUCAAAAUGCAAAUACAAAUACUAUUAGGGCCCGAAUUAAAUUAUUUGAACCAUAUUUUCCUGAAUUAAAUGCUUUUCAAAAUAAGUUAGAGAAACAUAUAAUUUGUGAAAAGCACUAUAAUCAAAUUUUUGUGAAAGAUACUUAUUUAAACUAUUUAAAAAAUGGAUCGUCAUAUUAUCCAAGAAAGCGAAGUCGCAAUUUUAAUACCUUAAAUUUGAAUGAUAUACAAAUAGAACCUUCAACAACUAUCGAUAUUGGAAUUCAGGUAGAAGUAGAUAAUACGAAUAGUGAUCUUUUAAUGCAAAUCGGAAUUUUAAAAAAUUCUCUUAAUGUUCUUGCAACCGAAAAUUCUAAACAAUCACAAAUUAUUGAAAUUAAAAAUAAUAAAAUUUAUGAAUUAGAAUAUGAAUGCGAAUAUCUUAAAAAACAAAUUGCCGAUUUUAAUCUUAGAUUAGAAAGUUUAAAUUUAUAUAAAAAUAAUGUAGAAAUAUUAACAAAUGAAAAAAAUAAAUUAGAAAAUGAAAAUACAUACUUAAAAGAACAAUGGAAUGAACGCUUAUCUAAUAAAAAUAAACAAUGUUUAAAUUGCUUCGAAUCAGAAAUUGAUAAUAAAAAGCGAAAUUGUCCUAAAUGUAAUACUAAGUUACCAACGCUUGCUUCAAUAAGUCAAGCUUCGUCUUUUCAACAAACCACAUUACCUGAAAAUAUAGAUAAAACGGUAGUGUUUAAACUAUAUGAACCUAAACAACCUAACGGUGAAAUUAAUUUGAGUGAAGAAAUAAAGUCAUUUAGUGUACUCGCACAAGAAAAAAGACAAGUAUUUAUUAAACAUACCUUAAUGCAAAAUACUAGUAUUGAUACUUGGCGAGCAAUUCCAGUAACGGAGCAGGAGGCCGAAAUAAUGAAAAAUGAAAGCACAAUGAGAAAAGAAGAGCUUAUUUCAGUUAUCAAUUCAAUACUUAUAUCACUUCCUGAAACACAACGCUCGAAGUAUACUAAUUUAAAAAAUAAGACAAAAACUAUACUAUUAACAAUCUUGCAAGAAAUACGAGGCUUAAAUAAUGCUGAAGAUGCUAUUGAUGAAGAAAAUGAAGAUAAAGAGCUUAUAGAUGAAGAAAUGAUAUAA